AUGGCCCGUACUAAACAAACUGCACGUAAAAGUACCGGUGGAAAAGCACCAAGAAAACAACUUGCAACAAAAGCCGCUCGUAUAUCCGCACCAACAGCUAGCGGAGGUGUUAAGAAACCACAUCGUUACAGACCUGGUACUGUGGCCUUACGUGAAAUUCGUCGUUAUCAAAAAAGCACAGAAUUGUUGAUUCGUAAAUUACCUUUCCAAAGACUCGUGAGAGAAAUAGCUCAAGAUUUCAAAACUGAUUUACGUUUUCAAUCAAGUGCCAUAGGAGCUUUACAAGAAGCAGCUGAAGCUUAUUUGGUCUCUUUAUUCGAAGAUACUAAUCUAGCUGCUAUUCAUGCUAAAAGGGUUACAAUUCAACCAAAAGAUAUCCAAUUGGCUCGUCGUCUUCGUGGUGAACGUACUUAA
Entrophospora sp. SA101 is the source of this 414-nucleotide messenger RNA. Lineage: Eukaryota; Fungi; Glomeromycota; Glomeromycetes; Entrophosporales; Entrophosporaceae. The record is from the annotation of a GenBank genome assembly.